Molecule: messenger RNA, 879 nt
Organism: Onthophagus taurus
Lineage: Eukaryota; Metazoa; Arthropoda; Insecta; Coleoptera; Scarabaeidae
Product: high mobility group protein HMG-I/HMG-Y
Biological process (GO): regulation of DNA-templated transcription
Cellular component (GO): chromatin; nucleus
Molecular function (GO): DNA binding
Source: RefSeq, a predicted model, not a curated record
GUUUGGUGAUAAAAAUAAUAGUUUUUUCGCUCGAUUUUAUCCGAUUCGGUUCAUCCGAUUUGUUUUUACGGUUCGCGCGUAAUAAAUUCAGGUUUAAACAUUAAUAGUUAUUGGGAAAAAAAUGUCGGACGAACCAACCAAACGCGGCCGUAAAGCUGAAAAGAAAACGGAAAAGAUUGAAGUUGAAAAAGAAUCGAAAAAACGGCCCCGCAAGGAGACCAAGCCCGUCGAAAGUGGUGCCGGCGACACUGAAGAUGGGGCUACACCGGUGAAACGAGGCAGGGGGCGGCCGAAAGGCUCCACCAAAAAGAAAAACGCUCACGGUGCCGCCAAAGUCACCAAACCAAAAGGACUAGGGCGGAGAGGAAGACCUAAACGUGAAGAAGCUAAGGAAUCGGCGGAAGAAGAUGGUGAAGAAAAUGAUGCUAACGAAGAAGAAGACGAUGAUUAGAUUUCUUUAACCGUAAAGUAAAAAAUUUUAACAGCCAACGAUAGGCGAAUCGUCCCUCAUUAAUUUUCUUUGUAUUACUUUACUAUUUAUAUCAAUCUUUUCGUGUUCUCAAAUUGGAAUGAUAAUUUAUUUUCUUUUUGUUCGUAAUCAUCACUUUCGGGCACUAAUUCUUCCGUUGCCAUUGCGUUAUUAGUUUCUUUUACCGUUUAAGAAUCUUAUUAAGUGUAAAACGCGCCCCGUUGGUCUCUCGUAAUUAUUUUAAUUCAAGGGACUCUAAAAUAAAAUUUAUAUGUUUAGUUGUAAGAAAUAGUUGGAACAAAAUCGACGAAAUGUCUUUUGUUACUCCCAUUAUGUGUAUCUAUUCUAGUAAGGAUCUAUCUGAAAUCGUGUAAAACUCAUUUUUUUCAAUAAAAAUCAUUAAACCACAA